AUGGUCUUCUGUCCCAUUUGGGCUGGCAGUGGGCUUCACGAUUUGAUUGUUCAUAACCUGGAAAAACUUGCUGACUCCCUGGAUGGAUGUGUUGGCGAAUACUUCAAAGAUGAUAAAACUAAGCUUGGCAAUGAGGAAGAUCCUAGUAAGAGAAUGCAAGGCUACAAAUGUGUGCUUAAUUCUAAGGCAACUGAAGAAGUCAUGGCCAAUCUUGCAAGAUGGGAACCUGCACAUGGUAGAUUCAACUUUCGACAUCCAUGGAAACAAUAUCUCAAGAUUGGCACAUCAAUGCGUAAGUGUGCUUAUUGCAUUGAGGCUCUCAAUAGUUACAUAAACUUAAAAAUUCAGGCACCAGACUAUCUAAAGAAACAUCUUAGUGAUGUAUGCACGGUAUUGAGCACCAAUUCUUCAGAGGCCAAUCUUGCAAGAUGGGAACUUGCACAUGGCAGAUUAAACUUUCGACAUCUAUGGAAACAAUACCUCAAGAUUGGCACAUCAAUGCGUAAGUGUGCUUAUUGCAUUGAGGCUCCCAACAAUUGCAUAAACUCAGAAAUUCAGGCACCAGACUAUCUAAAGAAACAUCUCAGUGAUGUAUGCAUGGUAUUGAGCACCAAUUCUUCAGAGGUCCUAAAAGAAUCGGUCAUUACAAUGAAAACUCUCACCAAAUCACCCAAGAUAGAUUUAUUAAUUGGAGAGAUGAACUUAGCUGUACAAAAACUUCAAGAUUCCUUGAACUCUCUUCCCAAUUCUUUCAUUGGACCCACAGUGUCAACAUUACAAGCUCCCAAUCUCUUCUCUAUAUAUCAAUACUCUUAUCAGCAAAGCCACUACACAAAAACUCCCCCAUUUGACCCAUACAUAGGACAGCCAUUUGAUGAGCUUUUGUCUCAUUAA
This is a messenger RNA of Quercus lobata, 894 nucleotides long. Its product is annotated as aluminum-activated malate transporter 10-like. The coding region runs from base 1 to 894 and encodes 297 amino acids. Gene Ontology annotation, biological process: malate transport. NCBI's taxonomy places the organism in Eukaryota, Viridiplantae, Streptophyta, Magnoliopsida, Fagales, Fagaceae. The transcript has 6 exons. The record is from RefSeq and is a predicted model, not a curated record.